UUAGUUUAGUCUAACCGGACAGAGCCAGAGGGAGUCGCUGUGAGAUGAGCUUGGAGCCACUGUUCUUAGCUUUCCCUUCUCUCCCCCGAGGCUGACGUUAUUUAAAUACUUGCGGUGUCCCGUCUCUGGUACCUUUUCUUCUUCGCUGCCCGCUUCAGCGGCCUGCCCGGAAGGCGCGAGAGGCGGCCGGGAGUGGCGGCCCUCAAGCUCGUGUUGCCGUUUCUAUCUUUCCUUCCUACGUAGUGUCCCGGCUCCUUGGCAACCCCCACUUUUCCGGGCUCUGGGGGACUGCUGUCUUCCUUUGGCACGGCCCCUCUACCCCACCCUCACAUAAUCCCUUGUUGGAGGGGAGGGGUCGCAGCUGCAUAUUCCCUCUUCCUCUCUGUGGAGCUACUGUACUGUGUGGGCUGGGGCCCACCUAGGGGUCCCCGGCAGAUAAACAUCUCUGUCGAUAGUGCACGUUGGGGGAGGCAUGCCGCUGCCCUGUUAUCCGUCUGCUCCCCCACCACGAGAAAAUGGGACGAAGAAGAUAGGAGGAUGGUGGCGAGGCUCGGCCGCAGUAGUCAAAGGCUGGAGCUGGGAGAGUUACUAACGCGCUGGGCUGGCAGCGCUGGGGUUGCAUACGCCACUGCUGCUGUCCGGAGAAUCCUGAGUUUGUGUGUGUAUGCUCGCGCUUUGCUGGGUUCCUUUGUCUACUGCUGCCGCUGCUUUCCCCACCUCCCUCGAUUCCCUCUCUCUCCUCCCUCCUCUCCUUUCUUUCUCCCUCCCUUCUUUCCUCUCUCUCCCAGACUCAAAACGCUGCUGCAGCUGCAGGUUUGUAAAUACUGGAUGAACACACACAAUAUGGCUGACGCUCGCCCUGCUCCUUCACCAGGCUCUCCUUUUUCUCCCUCUGUCUCUGCCGCUUAGUCUCUCCUCCAUUUAGGCUUUUGUUUCUUCCCCUUCAUCUCCCAGGGGGAGAAAAAAGAAAAAAAAAAAAAAAAAAAAAAAGAAAAAAAAGAAAAAACGAACAAACAAACAAACAAAAAAAAACAAAAACAAACCAAUUCACCCUCCUUAUUGCGUGCAUGGUGGGAUUUUAAGGAGUGAUAUAAUUGAAAGUGCUUCUCCUAUAUUUGAGGAAUAACAAAUUGGUGAUUGGAUGGUGGAUUAAUAAGUAGCUGUUGUAUUACGAGAGUAAGAAGAUAUUUUGGGAGUUGGGAAGAACCGGAUUUUCACCCUAGUCUAGCAGCUUCGCUGCUCACUUAAACACAGAUGAAUGAAGACCCCAUUUGGAAAAUCGACAGGUCAGCGAUCCAGAGCUGAUGCAAAUGCAGGUCAUGCAGGAGUCUCUGCGAGCAUGAUGAAAAAAAGAACUUCCCACAAAAAGCAUAGAAACAAUGUUGGACCAAGCAAACCUAUUUCUCAGCCUCGAAGAAACAUUGUAGGCUGCAGAAUACAGCAUGGCUGGAAAGAAGGGAGUGGACCUGUAACACAAUGGAAGGGCACAGUUCUUGAUCAAGUUCCUGUAAAUCCCUCUCUCUAUCUUAUAAAGUAUGAUGGAUUUGAUUGUGUGUAUGGACUAGAACUGCACAAAGACGAAAGAGUUUCAGCACUUGAAGUCCUUCCAGACAGAGUUGCUUCAUCUCGAAUUAGUGAUGCCCACCUGGCAGACACAAUGAUUGGCAAAGCUGUGGAACAUAUGUUUGAGACAGAGGAUGGCUCAAAAGAUGAAUGGAGGGGGAUGGUCUUGGCUCGUGCUCCUAUUAUGAACACAUGGUUUUAUAUUACCUAUGAGAAAGAUCCUGUCUUGUACAUGUACCAACUCUUAGAUGACUAUAAAGAAGGUGACCUUCGCAUUAUGCCUGAUUCCAAUGAUUCACCUCCUGCAGAACGGGAACCAGGUGAAGUUGUGGACAGCCUGGUAGGCAAACAAGUGGAAUAUGCCAAAGAAGAUGGCUCAAAACGGACUGGCAUGGUCAUUCACCAAGUUGAAGCCAAACCAUCUGUCUAUUUCAUCAAGUUUGAUGAUGAUUUCCAUAUUUAUGUCUAUGAUUUGGUGAAGACAUCCUAGACAGCAUCAUGAACUUCUGCCACAUUUGUGGAACUAUUAAAUGUAAAAUUUGUAGACACAAAGACUUGACUGUUUUUCAGUUAAAUGAAAGCUUAAAUGUCCCCGCGAACCCACAAUCUCUGCCAACAAAACUGUUUUGUUCUGAAUAAUACAAAUUUAUUUGAACAUGAUACAUUUUGUGUAAGAGAACUCCUUUUCUUGAAGGAGGUCAAUAUAUUUGGGUGGGAGGAAGUUUAAAGCAAAGAACAGCUGCAAAUUCAAGCUGUGAAAUCAAUCUAGCAUUGUAAUCCAGAUUUUUUCAUAGAUUUAAACUUUUUCUUUAACCUUGCACUCACCUGUUUAACUGCCACAUGCAAGUGUAGUUUGCUAUUUUUGAUUUGCCUUCUUUUGUAACAUUAAAUUUAAUUUCUUGGCUACUGGCAGUCCUUGUUUUCUGGGUUGGGACAGAGGUGACUCUUCAGAAAGAUUUAAAUAUUUUGUGCAGCAGUGAGGAGUGCCUAACCCAAGUAAUGCCAAUCUACUGUGUUUCUACACUUUAUUUCAAAUUAGACUUGCAGUACAUGGAAAUAUUUGUGCAUUUUUACUAGUCACAGGGCAGUAGGAUAUCAAGUGUUUGACUUACACACAUUUAAAUGAAAAGGCUUUAAACUACAAAAAUAUAUUUAAUCUGUAUAAUCAGUUAAUUAGAAAAUGCAGGUUAAGGGUCUGUGUUUACAAGUUGUAGGAACCAGUAAAAUACACACAACAAAGCUGCCUUUAAUCCUAAAUGUUGUACUCUGUUUUACUAUACACAUUUCUUAGCAGAACCCAAGUGCUUGGUGCCACAAGUUUAACACUAUAUAUACUACUUAAGAAGACUUUAGACUAUGCAUUGGCAAUCGAUAGUCUCUCAUUUAAUAUCAGAACCUAGCAACCUGGACAUUUGUGUGUGGACUUAGAAACCUAAUAGUAGUUAAUCUUUUACACGGUAAAUACAAUCUUAUGGGGGUAGGGGGUCCUUUUACACUGAAGACCUUCUUUAGAGGAGAAGCACUUGUUGCCUUCUGCUCAGUCUGCUGUAUUGCUUUGCUUUGUUUUGUUUGGGGUUUUGCUAUUGUUUUUAACCAUUUUGGUUCAAGAAGGCAUCUUCUCAAGAUAUUCUUUUUCUGGCUUUUCCACAUGAGGAGUGUCCAGACAAAUCUACAGUUUAAACCUGUUGUUGCCUUUUGUGGUGUACUUGCUUUGAGGUAUGCUGUUAACAUGAAUUUGAUUCUAUGAACACUAGAGUUCUGCAUGCCAGUGAUGUACUAUCUAAUGGGAGCUAGUCUCAGUGGUUCAGUCAUCUGCAUUAGAUUCUGGAUGUAAAUAGCAGCCCACAACAGCAGAAUCCUUUCACAGGUUUAAUCUUGCAACAAGAUAGUUGUAAAUCAAGGUUAGGGUAUUUGCUGGUUUUUAAGUGUAGCAACUUUUAAAAGCAUCAGAAUUGUAACAAGGAUCAGCACAGCAACAAAAUUGUCAUGCUUUACAAGCUUCAAAGCACUUUUUCACAGAAAUGCAGUAUGUGAAGAAUGUGAAUACAGUCAACACUAUUGAUGGAAAGAAGGAAUACAUAGAUAUCGAACCUUAUGCUGUUAGUGGAAGGAUGCAGGAGAAGUACUGUUAAUCAGAGAUCAGGAAUCUGACCUCUAUUGUGGGUAUUCUUGAUAUCAAAGACUCAGUGGUUUAAGUUCCUUUCUGUCCAUUUUUUGGCCUGACUUCAUAUUUUAGCUUUAAGGCUUGUGCCUCAUUAUGCUGUUAAAUGGUAAUACUAUAUAAAUAUGGUAUCUUAAUUCUUUGUCCCUUGCUACUAUAUUGUAUUAUGACCUGUAUUUCAUCAUGGGCAACCAAAGGCAGUCUUUCAGUUCACAGCUUCUCAAUCCAGUCUUUAAGCACUAAGUACCUGAGUGAGUAAAUUUUGUUUUGAACAAAGUGAGCAGAUUUGCAACACAGUGCUUUCAUCCUGCAGAUCUGUUAUGUGCUUUCUGUUGACUCUUAAGAGUCCUGCAUGUAAAUCUCAAAGCUGAGCCUGGCUCCAUGAGCCCAAGUUGAUAUUUGUGGCAUGAGAAUGAGUGUAUUGAUUACACAAAAAAUACAUUCAUAACUUAGUAUAGUGAACUUUGGGCUUUACAUCUAAGGAAUACAAGGUUUGUUUUGAAAUGUUUGAGGAUUAGGUCUACUGGAGCAUUUUUAGCAUUAGGCUUGUAUUUGUGGGUUUUAUGCAAGCCACUCUAAUACACCACGUAUUUUGCUAAUUAGAAUAUAAUCUAUAUACUGUCAAAUUUUAUGGUUGUUUUUAGAUGUCCCCGUUGUUUGUUGCAUGGGUUUUUUCUUUUCAUCUUUUUUCUUAAGGUUUGGGGGAGGUGGUUUUUGUUUUGUGGUUGUUCAUUUUUAAUAGCUUAAACCACCUUUUUGAGACUAAUUCUACUCCCUGCCAUCUGCUUUGGGCUUUCUUUUAGGCUCAUGUUUCAGAUCUGCAUGCAGUGCUUGCAUUACCCUAGUAACUACAUGUUGGUCCCUUGUUCUAGGGGUUCAACAUUAGAUUCCAAAUUUAUCAUGGGUCUUGUGAUGGCGCAAGCCAUGGUUCUUUGUAUAAAAGUUAUUGCCCUCUCUAAUUUACCUGAUGUAGUAUUGUUGUAUAUUGUGUGUGUGCAUGAUGUCAGGCUGCCAUGUAAAAUUUUUAAAAAGAAAAAAACCCUUAAAUGCAGAUCAUUCUUUUUUGCAUGCUUAGAAGGUUAGAAUGUUCAGUGUAACAAAUGAAAGUUGCAUGUUAUAAUGUUUAGGUUUGGGUUUUGUUCUGGUUUUAUUUUGUGUUCAUUUUUUGUGAAUUUGCUUAUUGUGCUGUUUGAAUGGUUGUUAGUAGGAUUAAAUGCACUGGUGAGGCAAACAUAGUGCCAACAGAAGGUAAUUUUCCAGUUGUAUAUGUCAUACAGCAUUUGAAGGGACCACGUAUUCUGUUCAAGAAUAAAUAAAAUCAAAAUCGAUAAGUAAAACACUACAUUUUUUUCUUUUGAAUGCCAAACCCUAAACUAAGUUGGACUACAUAAAGACUGAAAUACUUUGGGGAAAAUCCUAUUUAUUGCAAUAGGUAUAAGCCUUCUUUAAAUUAAUUAUUUAAAAAUUGAGGUUUUAUCUUCAGAUAGAAUAGAUUACAGUUGCUUCAGGGAAAAAGAAUUAUGGUAAAAGCAGUUUCUGGUUCCUUCAAAAUGCUGUACUUUUUGUAUUUUACAUCAUUAGUGCAAUUUGGAUGGUUCUUGGUAUGUGUAUAGCUGAAAGGUCUUCGUGUUCACAUUUUAAAAUUAGGUAAUGACUUCAUCUUUAGAGCUCAGUUUCAUUAUUUUUAUUUUAUUUCUCUGCAUUUAGAAGUAUGAACACUUUAAAUCUGUUACUUAAUUCUGUAAGUAAUUUUUAUAAUUAUGAUGUAAUUCUAUCCUUAAAACAUUUAAAAUAAAUCCUUUAUGUGCAACUCA
Messenger RNA from Columba livia (rock pigeon), 5538 nucleotides. RefSeq names its product spindlin-Z-like. The transcript has 6 exons. Lineage: Eukaryota; Metazoa; Chordata; Aves; Columbiformes; Columbidae. Bases 1259 to 2053 code for a protein of 264 amino acids. Gene Ontology annotation, biological process: gamete generation. The record is from RefSeq and is a predicted model, not a curated record.